Messenger RNA from Aspergillus welwitschiae, 1305 nucleotides. RefSeq names its product class I SAM-dependent methyltransferase. The transcript has a single exon. Gene Ontology annotation, molecular function: S-adenosylmethionine-dependent methyltransferase activity. The coding region runs from base 236 to 1261 and encodes 341 amino acids. The record is from RefSeq and is a predicted model, not a curated record. NCBI's taxonomy places the organism in Eukaryota, Fungi, Ascomycota, Eurotiomycetes, Eurotiales, Aspergillaceae.
GGGAGAAUCAAGUUUUUGCUUAUGACAAUUCAAUAAUUCUGCCGAAAACCUACUCCGGCCCCGGCCAGGACCCCGCACUGAAAUUCCCCAUCAUCGGGUAAAGAACGGGUUGUGCGUGAAUCUACUUAUAGACCACACAGCUGCAUGGUCUACAAAGAUGUUUAACAUAUCGCUUGAAGACUCAGCUCGACUCUUUUGAUCACUUAGUAAGAUAAAGAGAACAUAGACUGACACUAUGACAUCCAUCGACCCAAACACCAACACCGCUUAUGCGACCAUGGACUGGGAAUACUACCACCAGGGCCGUCCCCCAUACCCUCCUUCUUUGACUUCACUUAUCUAUACCUAUCGACGCCUCCAUCCUCACACUCGCUGGGAGCGCCUGGUUGAUAUCGGCGCUGGUUCGGGAAUAGCCACCACCAACUUUAUGGCCGACUUUCAAAUCAUCCAUAUCUCAGAUCCCAGUCCAUCGAACGAGUCCCAGGCGAGGGUAUUUCUUCCUAAGUGGGCGGCGAAACAUGGCCUACAACCCACUUUUGAGUACGCCCAGGGCGUGGGUGAAGAAGCGUACCUCCAUACUGGUGAAAGCCAGGUGGACAUGGUGAUAUGUGCAACUGCUGCACAUUUCAUGGACCCGGACGGCCUGGUUACCUCUGUUGGAAAGAUGCUCCGACCGGGUGGAACAAUGGCAAUCUUUAGCUAUUGGCUACCUACGUUCCCCAAGCAGUCUGAAAUCUUCCACAAAGUCUUCUCGGCCGUCUUUGAAAAGGUUCUCAUGCAGCAGCUACAGGAGGAUGCCCCUCUGACGACUCAGGGAGAACUGAUGUACAACCUGGCACGGCGCCAAGGAGCUGGUGAAGGAGUGUUAGACUCACUUCCUGUGCCAGAAGAAUUGUUCGAGGAUCCUGUCCGGGUGUACAUCAACUCCGCCAAGGAUGGCAGGUUGGCCUACCAAGAGUAUUUUGCGAAACACUAUCCCGCUGGCUUUCGGCCCGAGGAAUACAAUCGGAUGGGUGACAGAGACAAGAAAGUCAGAUAUAAUACUGGUAUCGACGAUGAAGCUGAGGGGUGGGAGUUCGAGGUAGACAAGGAGUGGCUCAUUACGUAUCUGAACACCGUCUUGCCACCACAGCAGAAGCUCGAGGGCGAGACUGCGAAAGUCCUGCUCGCUGACUGGGACCGGGUUUUUGAGGAAGAAUGUCCGAGUGGGCGGCUACUCGUCCAAUGGACGGCAAAUCUGGUGCUGGGAACGCGGAAAUGAGAAGACACUAGCUGCGCAGUGUAUGGGGUGAUUUCAAAAACGGG